CCACAGCAGGCUUGGGGGAAGACAGUCUAUGGCCACCUGGGUGGUCGCCAGACAAAGAGUCUGGCACACAAGGUACAGUCAGAGUUGGCACGCCUCUGAGCCAGGGGAAUCACGGCUUACAUCUUCCCUGAUGGUGUUUCAAGAAGCCGCUAGUUGGGUUGACCACAUCCAUCUCUUGGAGGUCAGACCCGCGGUUGAAAACUAGACAAAAGAUCGUCUGGUUCCAGCAGAAGGGUUCGUGGCCUAGGAUGGCACAGUCCAAGGCCUCAGACCAGUGUCUUAGAAGCCGGAGGAGCGACGGGGCACCCAGCAUAGAGCCCCUGUGAGUUUCUACGGGACCCUGAGGCUCAGAGACCACCCACAUAAGACAAGUGCCACUCAGAAACCAUGGAGACGGCAGUGAUCGGAAUGGUGGCAGUGCUCUUUGCUGUCACCGUGGCCAUCACCUGCGUCCUCUGCUACUUCAGCUACGACUCGAAGACCCAAGACCCAGAGAGAGGGCCCAGGAGCAGCUUCACCGUGGCCACUUUUCACCGGGAAGCCUCGCUCGUCACAGGGCGUGGUCUCCAAGCCCGGCCCCUGCCGAGAGCCCAGAACUUCUGGACUGUCGUGUGAGGCUGGCGGCCCCUAAGCAGUCGGUCGUUCCGCUAGUGGGUCAGGCCCGCCUACCCCUUCAGCAAGCGUUGUCUGGUGUCUCGCUCCUCCCAGGCCUCCAUAUUUGUCUUUCUAUGUUCCAUAAACUUCUUGCAUUUUUCCCUUUCUGUUGGCUCUGCCCUGUGUCCUGGGUAAACUGGGAUCAGGUGUGAGUUACCUCUAAGCUGGGCCCUACUCAUCACAAUGGGGCUGAGGAGCCUGAGGAGGUGUGGACAGACACUGUGUGGCAUUCUAUGGUGGGGCGGCUCCAGCCAGCUAUGGAACCUCACUCCAGGUUAGUUUAGCACCCAGUCUGCAGGAUGCUUGAGACAAAGUCUACUUGCCACCCAAGGAACCAGCGCCCCCAAGUGGACAUUUGGGUGAACUACUUCUUGUUUGUUUGUAUUUUUGGAUGCCCUGUGCCGCCCAACCCUGAGACUUGCUCCUUAAUCAGCCCUGAAAUUCUGACACCAGAGAGCUGUUUUCUGGGAACAAGUGACUUAUUUUAUAAUUGCAAAUGUAUAUCCUUUUAUGGGUCUUUCCAAAUCUGCUUUGGAAAACCACAAAAGGAAGCAGAAUAGAAAAAGAGCCACAGAAAGCACAAGGUGUUUGUUUCAUUACCAGGAAGGCCACCGAGAAGACUUUAAACACGUUUUGAACAAGACUUGCUUUAUUGCUAUAGUCCAACAGACCGCGUCUAUUCUUAGCAGACGUGAGCGAUUUGCGUCACUUAGGAAUGAUAGAAACAUCGUGAACUGAAAGAUAAUUCCAAAAAAGUUAAAUGUUGCUACGUUUCAGCACAGGGAAAGAAGUU
Molecule: messenger RNA, 1447 nt
Organism: Microtus oregoni (creeping vole)
Lineage: Eukaryota; Metazoa; Chordata; Mammalia; Rodentia; Cricetidae
Gene: Spaar
Product: small regulatory polypeptide of amino acid response
Exons: 2
Coding region: 388-615 (75 amino acids)
Source: RefSeq, a predicted model, not a curated record